Cicer arietinum (chickpea) is the source of this 716-nucleotide messenger RNA. RefSeq names its product large ribosomal subunit protein uL29. Gene Ontology annotation, molecular function: mRNA binding; structural constituent of ribosome. The record is from RefSeq and is a predicted model, not a curated record. Gene Ontology annotation, cellular component: ribosome; cytosolic large ribosomal subunit. NCBI's taxonomy places the organism in Eukaryota, Viridiplantae, Streptophyta, Magnoliopsida, Fabales, Fabaceae. Gene Ontology annotation, biological process: translation; maturation of LSU-rRNA from tricistronic rRNA transcript (SSU-rRNA, 5.8S rRNA, LSU-rRNA).
CUAAACGUUCGUUGAUCUGUCUUUUCUCUCAGGUUAGGGUUUUACGAAGAAAACAUAUCAAAGCAACCAGAGUUAGACACUCUGUCGAGUAUUUUCGCGGCGAUUCAAGAGCUUCGCAAUGGCUAGAAUCAAGGUUUACGAGCUCAGGCAAAAAACAAAAGCAGACCUUCUGAAUCAAUUGAAGGAUCUGAAAGCAGAACUUUCGCUCCUUCGCGUCGCCAAGGUCACUGGUGGUGCCCCAAAUAAGCUCUCCAAGAUAAAAGUUGUUAGGCUUUCGAUAGCGCAGGUUUUGACUGUGAUUUCACAGAAGCAAAAGUCAGCAUUGAGGGAAGCUUAUAAGAAUAAGAAAUAUCUGCCUUUGGAUCUCCGCCCUAAGAAGACAAGAGCUAUUAGAAGACGCCUCACUAAGCACCAGCAAUCUUUGAAGACAGAGCGUGAGAAGAAGAAGGAAAUCUACUUCCCAAUGAGAAAAUAUGCAAUUAAGGUGUAAUGUUGGGCCCUUAUUGCAUGACUUCUGAUUUGUUAUUUGACAUAAUUAUUAAAAAUAUUUGAUCUUGGGUUCUAUUUUUGUCUCCUUUUGAGUUGAACUAAUCACUGAAAUGGAAUUUUAAGUAAAAUUGUUAUCUCUGUUUUUUACUCGUUCCAGUUUCAGAUUCCUUACCAAACAUUACCCAUCUGUUUGAUUUAUAAAAUGAGUUUGGAAUCUGUUAAAUUCA